Molecule: messenger RNA, 219 nt
Organism: Penicillium paradoxum
Lineage: Eukaryota; Fungi; Ascomycota; Eurotiomycetes; Eurotiales; Aspergillaceae
Exons: 2
Coding region: 1-219 (72 amino acids)
Source: RefSeq, a predicted model, not a curated record
AUGGAUGUCUCACGGUCAACAUGGACAAUUGAUGAAUCAUGCACUUCAGCGCUUCAAGGCAAAUUCCCCAACUACGUCACUGCGCAAUCAUCCCUGUGCGGCCCUUUCUUGCUUUCGCUGCUUAAAAACUUCCAAGCUUGUCAGCUCCUAUUUUCUUCACUUGACUACUUAACGCAUUCUAUCCAGACGCUCGAACCCCGGCUAUCACAUCAGAACUAG